AUGUCCGAACGCCCUGCAGACAGCACAGCAUCCACACCACCAGCAGAAUUUCAAGCACCAGGCCCCAGCCCUAACAAUGUCCCGGCUCCAGGAGGUAACAAGCCUUAUUAUCCAGAGGAAGAGUUUCUUAUCUUGGGCCUACGAGCUGGAGGUUUAAGCUGGAUGCAAAUAUGCAUCGUUUUCAAUCAAAGUGUACCGGAAGAGCGCCGCAGAAACCGUAGUGCGAUUAAGAAUAAACAUCGCCGCCUCAAAGAAAGUUUACAGGCAAGUCAAAAGUCCCAACCCAGCCUCUCACAGCAAAGCAACAUAUUCCCACCCUUGCCAAACGCUGAGCGCUAUGGCGCAACAUUCCCAUACAAUCUCUACGAUCCGGCGUUACGCUGGCCCUCUGAAAUGAUUCCCCACAGUCAAACCCAAAAUAGAAAUCCAUCUACGCAUACGGAUGGCAACGCUUCUUUAGUCCGAUUCGGCGGAAGAAUCAAAUUGGAAAUCAAAGACUCAAAAAGCUCUAAGAAAGCAGCCAUGCGCAACUCUCAAGAUAAACCAACAUCGAAUACAGCUAUGACGCCCAAGACAGCCACGGCCCCCAAUCCUCAAAUGCAGAAUGCAGCCAAUCCGGCUCCAUACGCACCUUAUCCUUCCCGUAACGUUGUGGUUCCUUGGGACCUUGUCCGUGACCUCAUUCAGCGUGAAAUGAACUUGAAGGACCAUGUCCACCGUCUUGAGGAGUCGGUUAAUCGUUUGGGCUACAUGAAUCAGCAGGAGAGAAUGGCCUACAACCAGCUUGCGGAGGAGUAUGAUCACUUGAAAGUUUCUUAUACGGAACUGGUUGAACACAAAACCAUCAGUAAACCGGACGAGUACUCUGAUGGUUCUUUCAGAGUUCCGGUUCCAGCUGCCCCAAGCAACUUUGAAAAGAUUCUCAAUUACCAGUAG
Messenger RNA from Talaromyces stipitatus ATCC 10500, 936 nucleotides. RefSeq lists its product as uncharacterized. The record is from RefSeq and is a predicted model, not a curated record. The coding region runs from base 1 to 936 and encodes 311 amino acids. NCBI's taxonomy places the organism in Eukaryota, Fungi, Ascomycota, Eurotiomycetes, Eurotiales, Trichocomaceae. The transcript has 4 exons.